Messenger RNA from Helianthus annuus (common sunflower), 378 nucleotides. Its product is annotated as cysteine proteinase inhibitor 5. Gene Ontology annotation, molecular function: cysteine-type endopeptidase inhibitor activity. The coding region runs from base 1 to 378 and encodes 125 amino acids. The record is from RefSeq and is a predicted model, not a curated record. The transcript has a single exon. Lineage: Eukaryota; Viridiplantae; Streptophyta; Magnoliopsida; Asterales; Asteraceae.
AUGAGUUCAAUUUAUCAAACUCUUUUCCUUGCAAUACUCGUCUUUUGUUUGGGUUACACUUACUGUGACGUCUUCCCUACAUUUGGCGACAAGACACAUGUAGGUAGUUGGAGGCCCGUGAAGAAUUUGACUGACAUAAAAGUGGUGGAAAUUGGCGUGUUUGCAGUGGGAGAGCACAACAUUAGGGACAAGACCAAACUGCUGUUUCAAAAAUUGAUUAAAGGUGAGACGCUUCAAGGGUAUGCAACAAAAUACAACCUAACAAUCUCUGCCAAAGACGGUGUUCGUGAUAAUAUAGCGAAAAACUAUGUUGCUCUUGUUGUUGAAGAGCAGAUUAUGAAAAUCUUGCAUCUUGUUUCCUUUAAAGGACCUAUUUAG